AUGGCGUCGAGGCAACAAUUCAAGGAAGACAGAGCUGAAGCAGCCGCGAAGCUUGCUGCGAAAGACAUUGGAGAUAUCAACAGAGCAAAUGAACGUGAAGAGGGAUAUACACUGCACUCCGAUGCUCACUUCAAGCAAGCACGAGCUGAAGCAGCUGCAAAGCUUGCUGCUAAGGAUCUUGAAGACGUUAAUAGAGCAAGAGAGAGUGCAAUGCAAGAACAACGUGAGGAUGAACAGCAAAAACCCAGUGUGAUAGGGUCCAUGUUUAGAGCAGCCAAGGAAGCUGUGGUUGGCAAGCCUCAGGAGGGUGCGGAAGUGAGAGAUAGAUCGGUUGAAAACCCACCUGGGGUUUAUGAUUCUACCUGGGAAAAGACCAAGGAAACGAAGGAUGCAGCGAAACAAAAGGCUGAGGAGUAUGCAGAUUAUGCAUCUCAGAAAGCAAAAGAAACCAAGGACAAGACGAUGGACAAGGCUGGGGAGUACAAGGAUUAUGCUGCAGAUAAGGCUAAGGAAGCUAAAGAUGCUACAGUGCAAAAAGCUGGAGAGUACAAGGACUACACAGCUGAGAAGGCGAAAGAAGGAAAGGACAAUGCAGUUGGGAAGCUUGGGGAGCUGAAGGAUUCUGCUGCUGAUGCUGCCAAAAAGGCUAUGGGUCUCUUCACUGGCAGGAAAGAGGAAGCAAUGGAGAAGACGAAGGAAAAAGUGAGUGGAACAGAGGAAGUGAGGGACUACGGAGGUGGGCGCGGUAGAGAUAAGAUGGUGAUCGAAGUGGAAGAGUCUCGGCCAGGAGCGAUGGCGGAUACGCUGAAGGUAGCAGAGCAGGUUAUGAGCGAUGUGGGACGCUUCGAUGAUGAAGGAGUUGUUCAUGUGGAGCGUCGUCGGGAGAAAAUGUGA
Messenger RNA from Abrus precatorius (Indian licorice), 894 nucleotides. Its product is annotated as embryonic protein DC-8-like. Bases 1 to 894 code for a protein of 297 amino acids. The record is from RefSeq and is a predicted model, not a curated record. NCBI's taxonomy places the organism in Eukaryota, Viridiplantae, Streptophyta, Magnoliopsida, Fabales, Fabaceae. The transcript has 2 exons.